AUGCCAGUUCAAUUGAUUCGGCAGGCCACUGUGUGGUACUCGCUGCUCCUGCUUUCCCUGACCGAGGCAAUACCACCAGACUCUGCAUCUAACCCAAAUAGAAUCUGGGACAAUUCGGCAGCAUCCAGCUACGGUGAUAAUUACCCUAUUGGCAAUGGCCGUGUUGGAGCCAUGGUAGGGGGAGCGCGUCUUCAGAGGCCAUCCAAGUGA
Molecule: messenger RNA, 210 nt
Organism: Penicillium lagena
Lineage: Eukaryota; Fungi; Ascomycota; Eurotiomycetes; Eurotiales; Aspergillaceae
Exons: 1
Coding region: 1-210 (69 amino acids)
Source: RefSeq, a predicted model, not a curated record